Messenger RNA from Cynoglossus semilaevis (tongue sole), 1108 nucleotides. RefSeq names its product transmembrane protein 186 (gene tmem186). The record is from RefSeq and is a predicted model, not a curated record. The coding region runs from base 137 to 793 and encodes 218 amino acids. Gene Ontology annotation, cellular component: mitochondrion. NCBI's taxonomy places the organism in Eukaryota, Metazoa, Chordata, Actinopteri, Pleuronectiformes, Cynoglossidae. The transcript is spliced from 2 exons.
UUUACGAGCACUUACUAUUGGGGAUAGGAGGGACUGAAUAAGAGAAGCCUCUUCUUCGACCAGAAAAACACUGGGGACACGGAACUAUUUCUUCCGCUGCGAUGGUUCCGCCCUGUUUCAAUCUUUCACAUUUUACAUGAUCAGGUCAGUGCGACUGGGCAGAUUAACUCAUGUCCAGUCCUGCUGGAAAGGAUCAAGGCAACUAACAGGGUGGAUUCCUAAUGUUGAGAAGCCCACCAGACAAACACCUAUCAAUCAGGACCUCAGCAGAUGCCUUUCACCCAGAAUCAAUGCUUGUGCCAGAUACUGUGACCUCUCUUCUCAGAAGUACUCCCUGAUUUACUCCCUACCACAUAUCAGGAUCUUAAGGGUGGUUUCAAGGCUCAAACUGUUGCAAACUGGAAUCACAAUCACCAUCCUGCCCCCUGUGUACUACCUCUACCUCCAGGGAGAUGUGUCCUCCUACAAGGUCUGCUAUGCAACAGGGAUAGCAGUGUUUGCUGCUGUGAUGCUGUAUACAAUCAGUAAUAUUCUUAGAAAAGUUGUAGGGAUGAUGUACCUGGAUUCAUCACAGACUACACUCAAAGUGUCUCACCUGACGUUCUGGGGCAAGCGCCAGGAUAUUUACCUCCCUGUGUCAGAUAUAAUGACCAUCGGGGACACGGGGAACUCUGGCAAUGAGAGAAUAUUGAAGCUAAGAAGAUACAGCAGUCCACAUACCCUGUAUUUUUCCCCCUAUUAUGGACGUGUGCGGGAUCAAGAUGGAUUUGAGAAGGUCUUUGGAAAGUUUUAAUAAUGUUAAUGUUGUUCUUUUAUGGUUGAACUUUACUGAUCCCACACUGGGACCAAUAUUUCUGCCUGGUCUUGGAAUCCAGUAAGUGGAUGUAUUUAAGAUGGUAUUCUGAAUAAACUUCCUUCACCUAAAGAGAGUCUCCCUCGUGCUGUAUUUGGGUCCUGCCUUCUUCCUAACAUCUCAGGACGUAACACCUAGAUGAAGUUUUUAAGACAAAUAAACACCAAAACAUUACACCAAAUAUUAAUUUGAUUGGUAUUUAUUGUCUGUUCACUCAGACAUUUUGUCAAUAAAUAAAUAAAAAGAUAAGAACUG